AUGGCGGACGACAAGGCUAUGGAGGUGAACGAGGCAUCUCCCCACGAGACAACGCGACAUGCAGAUCCUGCGCUGGAUCCCGCAAAUCAACAUCACCACGGUCAUCCCCACCAUUCGGGACUGGCCGAGAAGGGUCCAGAUGAUGAUGUGAUCUAUGCCAAAGAUGUCAAAGGCUUGGUUCACGACCCGACUGUGGAGGACAAGCACGCUCAUAGCCAGAGUUCGAAAGAUCUCGAGGAAGCAGGUGAAAGCUAUCCAUCGCGGCCCUUCUAUCGCCGCUAUAGCAGGUACACCAAGCAUGUCGUGUACGCUGUCGUGUGGCUUUUGUUCACCGGAUGGUGGAUUGCUGGUUUGAUCCUCCAUCGGCAUGACUUGGGCUGGCUCAUCCCGUUCCUGCUGUAUCUGUGCAUCACCUUGCGGCUUCUUACCCUCUACGUGCCCGUGUCCAUCGUGACCAGACCGACCUAUUGGGUCUGGGACCAUACCGCUCGGCCAUUCGUUCGCCUGAUCCCCGAGAAAUUGAGGAUUCCCGGCGCGGCGCUCUUGACGAUUGCGGUCAUUCUCGUCGGCUCAUUUGCGUCGGAAGAGACCGCCGAUAACACCAGAGCCAACAGAGCUGUCAGUCUCUUCGGCCUUGUCGUAUUCGUCUUCGCCUUGUGGCUUUCGUCGAGAGACCGCAAGAAGAUCGUCUGGCACACCGUCAUUGUAGGAAUGCUGGUGCAGUUCAUUGUUGCUCUCUUUGUGCUUCGUACCAAGGCGGGUUACGACAUAUUCAACUUCAUCUCGACGCUGGCCAGAGAGCUGCUGGGCUUUGCCAGCGACGGCGUCGAUUUCUUGACGGAGCCUAAAUUCGCAAGCAAGCACACGUGGUUCUUGAUAACCGUCAUCCCGGCUAUCAUCUUCUUCGUAUCUCUUGUGCAGCUCCUGUACUACUCCGGCGUCCUGCAGUGGGCUAUUGGUAAAUUCGCCGUCUUCUUCUUCUGGAGUAUGCGGGUCUCUGGCGCCGAGGCCGUCGUGGCUGCUGCCUCCCCCUUCAUCGGACAAGGUGAAUCGGCCAUGCUUAUCAAACCCUUCGUAGCGCACCUUACCAUGGCCGAAAUCCACCAGGUGAUGUGCUCCGGUUUCGCUACCAUUGCAGGCUCCGUGCUGGUCGCCUAUAUUGGAAUGGGCGUUAACCCUCAAGCGCUGGUUUCCUCGUGUGUGAUGAGUAUCCCUGCUUCUCUGGCCGCAUCCAAGCUGCGUUGGCCUGAGGAGGAAGAAACUCUGACGGCUGGCCGUGUCGUCGUGCCCGAGGACGAGGAACACAAGGCUGAAAAUGCGCUUCACGCUUUCGCCAACGGUGCCUGGCUCGGCAUCAAGAUCGCGGGUACGAUUGGGGCAACGCUCCUCUGUAUCAUCUCUUUCGUUGCCUUGAUCAACGGUUUGUUGACCUGGUGGGGACAUCUGCUCAGAGUGGGCAAACUGAUCGGUGUGAAGCUUGUCAUGAAUGAAUUCGUCGCCUAUAGCGACCUUCAAACAAAGCCCGAGUAUCAGGAACUCUCCGUCCGCUCUCGGAUCAUCGUAACGUAUGCUCUCUGCGGUUUCGCCAACAUCGGCUCCCUGGGUAACCAAAUCGGUGUGCUCAAUCAACUCGCCCCCCAACGUGCGGGCGAUGUGUCCCGUGUUGCAGUUAGUGCCAUGAUUACCGGCGCCCUGGCUACUUUUACCAGUGCGGCUAUCGCGGGUCUGCUGAUUACGGAGGAGGGCAAGUACCUUAGUCAGUGA
Molecule: messenger RNA, 1764 nt
Organism: Aspergillus novofumigatus IBT 16806
Lineage: Eukaryota; Fungi; Ascomycota; Eurotiomycetes; Eurotiales; Aspergillaceae
Product: NupC/NupG family nucleoside CNT transporter
Exons: 4
Coding region: 1-1764 (587 amino acids)
Biological process (GO): nucleoside transmembrane transport
Cellular component (GO): membrane
Molecular function (GO): nucleoside transmembrane transporter activity; symporter activity
Source: RefSeq, a predicted model, not a curated record